Messenger RNA from Hyposmocoma kahamanoa, 381 nucleotides. It is a transcript of the gene Npc2a, whose product is annotated as ecdysteroid-regulated 16 kDa protein. Gene Ontology annotation, molecular function: sterol binding. The transcript has 2 exons. The annotation marks the transcript as partial. The record is from RefSeq and is a predicted model, not a curated record. Gene Ontology annotation, biological process: sterol transport. NCBI's taxonomy places the organism in Eukaryota, Metazoa, Arthropoda, Insecta, Lepidoptera, Cosmopterigidae.
UCAGCGGUCGACUUAGGCGAAAUAGAAACGGAAGUGCACGGUAUCAUAAUGAAUCUGCCUGUGCCGUUUCCGCUGUCGCAGCCUGACGCGUGCAAAGACAGUGGGCUCACCUGCCCUAUCAAGGCUGGACAACAAGCUCACUACGUAGCCACAUUGCCUGUCCUCAAAUCCUACCCCAAGGUGAAGGUUGAAGUUAAAUGGGAGCUCAAGGCAGACGCCGGAGAGAUCGCCUGCAUCAUGAUCCCAACUAGAAUUAACUGAUUCUUCUGAAGCUUUCCUUUUAUUUUCUUUCACAACCCAACCAUAACUUGUGGUUAUCUUUUUAAAACCUACUUGAAUUUUUCUUUUUAAUACCUAAAAAUUUAUUUUUGCACAUUCUUG